UGGAAGAGCACAGUUUCUCCUCGGCUCACAGUGAACACAACUCAGACUAUUAUUCUGGACUCCACGGCUCGUCCUGAUGGGCUGCCUCAACCUCACCAGCAGAAACGAGACUUUGCCUGGCAAGCAGCCCUUCUCGGUGCAGACCUCAGUGUUGCUCACCACCCUGGUGGGGAUGCUCAUUUUACUAACCGUGUUUGGCAACGUCAUGGUAGUGAUUGCUGUAAUCACAAGCCGAGUCCUGAAGGCACCCCAGAACUUGUUUUUAGUCUCUCUGGCUUUCGCAGACAUUCUGGUUUCCACCUUAGUGAUGCCCUUUUCCUUAGCAAACGAACUCAUGGGUUACUGGUACUUUGGCACAGUGUGGUGUGAAAUCCACCUGGCUUUGGAUGUUCUCUUUUGCACUUCAUCCAUCGUUCACCUGUGCGCCAUAAGCCUGGACAGGUACUGGUCUGUGACUAAAGCCAUCGAGUAUAACCUGAAGCGGACGCCCCGCAGGAUUAAAUGCACAAUCUGCUUGGUUUGGGCGCUUGCAGCCUUGAUUUCAUUUCCCCCGCUCAUCACAAUGACAAAGAAGGAGGGAGGAAAGGACAACCCUGCGUGCAAGAUCAACGAGGUGAAAUGGUAUAUCAUAUCCUCAAGCAUUGCAUCCUUCUUUGCACCCUGUGUCAUCAUGAUUAUGGUGUAUGUCCGGAUCUAUCAGGUUGCCAAGAAAAGAACCAGAGCCUCACCGGGAGAACGGCAAAGAGAGAACGGCAAUUUAGAGAACACCCAAUUUGACAUGGACCCCGGAGAAAAGCAAGAAAAAGAAAUGGAUGAGCCGAAAGAUGGGGAAGAGGUCUACGGGCUGGAUGUGGAGGAAGAGCCGUCCUCCUCUGAUGGGAAUGAAAACAUCUUGUGUUCCCUGAUGAAAAAGAGGAGCGGAAGAACACCCAAAGUGACUCAGGUGAAAUCUAAAGAAACUUAUACAAAGGCAGAGGACCUGUCCUCUGCGAGGGCGAGCAAGUGGAAGGGAAGGCAGUACAGAGAGAGGCGCUUCACCUUCGUCCUGGCUGUGGUCGUGGGAGUGUUUGUUCUUUGCUGGUUCCCCUUUUUUUUCACCUACACGCUUGCAGCAGUUUGUGACACGUGCUGCAUCCCAGAGACGCUGUUCAAAACCUUCUUCUGGUUCGGUUACUGCAACAGCUCACUAAAUCCGGUGAUAUACACUAUAUUCAAUAAAGACUUCAGAAAAUCAUUCAAAAAAAUCCUUUGCAAAAGAAACACAGGAGGUUUGUAAUUAAAACAAAACAAACAAAAAAAAAAUUGUAUUAUGCUUGUUUUGCAAUCUGUAUUACAAUGUUGCAGCAUGCCAGUUUAGAGUUUUGAUAUUGUAUAACUGUGACAUUGUGGGUGGCUAUUUAUGAAAAAUGUUACAUUGUUCAUGUUUAUCAUAAUUAUAAUAUUGUCAUGAAGUACAAAUUUAAAAUGACACAGAUGCAUCAAAACAUGACUUAUAUCUGCAUGCUUUUAGGAGAUGGUAUAAAUCUCCUAAAAUUUCAAAGUUUGUAAAUAAACAUAACUUGGCACAUUA
Messenger RNA from Xiphophorus hellerii (green swordtail), 1570 nucleotides. Its product is annotated as alpha-2A adrenergic receptor-like. Gene Ontology annotation, biological process: G protein-coupled receptor signaling pathway. Gene Ontology annotation, molecular function: epinephrine binding; alpha2-adrenergic receptor activity. The record is from RefSeq and is a predicted model, not a curated record. NCBI's taxonomy places the organism in Eukaryota, Metazoa, Chordata, Actinopteri, Cyprinodontiformes, Poeciliidae. The coding region runs from base 77 to 1276 and encodes 399 amino acids. The transcript has a single exon. Gene Ontology annotation, cellular component: plasma membrane.